UCAGGUGUCUCUUGUGUCUUCUGCUACAUCUCCAUACUCUUUCCUUCCCUGUGGAUGUGGUAGUUUAUGUCAGGGUGCAGCCAUCUCAGAUCCGGUUCAGCUGUCUGCCCAUGUCUCGUGUGGAGUGUAUGCUGAAACUUCCCUCUCUAGACCUGGUGUUCUCAUCCAACAGAGGUGAGCUUGAGCCCACCACCCAUCCAUCUGAGGGACAACACACCCCCUCCUCCACACCUCCAUCGGUCCACAAUGCCAACAGAGUGCCUGGAAGCAAAGGUCCAUCCAGUCCUCCAGGCCGGAGUCGCCACCACAGCAGCCAAUCAGAUCUAACAGGCCCAUCCUUAAACUCAUCAGGUCUGAGCUUUACUGCCUGUAUGUCAGAUUUUUCACUGUUUGUGUUUCAUCCUUAUGGAGCCGGCAAACAGAAGUCUGCAGUUACUGGCCUCCCACCUGGACCAGGACCACUGGGAGUUGACGAGGAGGCCUCCUCAGUGACAGGCAGGAAAGACUCUCUCUCCAUCAACCUGGAGUUUGUAAAAGUCAGCCUUUCCCGGAUGAGACGGACAGGAUGUCCAGCAUUUAUUGAUACUCUCAUUGCCAGCAAGGGUGGGAAGAUGGACACAACUCUUAUCAACAUCUCCGCGGUGUGUGAUAUCGGUUCUGCUUCCUUCAAGUAUGACAUGAGACGUCUGAGUGAGAUUCUAGCAUUUCCCCGUGCUUGGUACCGCAGAAGCAUUGCCAGAAGAUUGUUUUUAGGAGACCAGACCAUUAACUUACCAGCCUCAGGUCCUGCAACGCCAGACUCUGUGGAGAGCAUCGCGCAGCACCUGUCUCCCGAGUCCAGCCGUAAAGCGUACUGGAGGACAUGGGAUGGCAAGUCCACUCAACACCCCUCCUCCUCCGUCUUCACUGAUGCCACACCAAGCCAUGCACACCUCAAAUCACCUGCCACCGGACGUUCACGCAGCGUGUCCGACUCCUCAGCACCGCGCAGAGACUCUGUUACCAAGACCUCCACCCCGUCGUUCCGGAAUGGAAAAGCAGCAGCACAGCAGGGUUCGCCAUGGGAGACGCUGGUGGUGUUCGCUAUCAACCUUAAACAGCUUAAUGUCCAGAUGAACAUGAGCAACGUCAUGGGCAACAAUACUUGGACAACGAGUGGGCUGAAGAGUCAGGGCCGUCUGUCCGUGGGUAGUAACCGAGAUCGUGAGAUCAGCAUGUCUGUUGGACUGGGCCGCUCCAAACUGGAUUCCAAAGGAGGAGUGGUGGGUGGCAACAUUGAUGUCAACACACUCGAGAUGGUCUCUCAUAUUUCAGAACAUCCAAAUCGGCAGCCCAGUCAUAAGAUCCAGAUCACCAUGGGCUCCACAGAGGCCCGGCUGGACUACAUGGGCUCCAGCAUAUUGAUGGGCAUCUUCAGUAAUGCUGACCUGCAACUCCAGGAUGAGUGGAAGGUGAACCUCUGCACGACUGAUUCCAGUCUUUCUGAGAAAAGUGAGAUCUUUGUACAUGGAGACCUGCAGUGGGACAUAUUCCAGGUGAUCAUCUCCCGCUCCACAACACCUGACCUGAUAAAGAUCGGCAUGAAGCUACAGGAGUUCUUCACACAGCAGUUUGACACCAGCAAGCGAGCCCUGUCCACCUGGGGCCCGGUCCCCUACAUGCCUCCCAAAACCCCGGUCAUCAACAUGGACAAAGGAGCAGCUGAACUCUAUAUGGAUGCAGCUCAUCACAGGCAUUGGCCCAGUGUGUUGAAGAUGGUGGCAGGGUGUCACAUUUCCCUCUUCCAGAUGCCUCUUCCAGAGGAUGCUGUGCAGCUGGGGGGCUCCAUGAGUCUCCAUGGCAAUCACAUGACUCUGGCUUGUUUCCACGGGCCCAACUUCCGUUCCAAGUCUUGGGUGCUGUUCCAUCUGGAAGAGCCCAACAUCGCCUUCUGGACAGAAGCACAGAAGAUCUGGGAGGAUGGCUCCAGCGAUGAUUCUACAUACAUCGUUCAAACCCUUGACUUUCACCUUGGGCAUAAUACAAUGGUAACCAAGCCUUGCGGUGCUCUGGAGAGCCCGAUGGCAACAAUCACUAAGGUCACCCGCCACCGCCAUGAAAACCCCCCACAUGGGGUGGCUACAGUCAAAGAAUGGUUCAACUAUGUCACUGCCAUGAGGAAUGAAGAGCUGAACUUGUUGCGUAAUGUGGAUGCAAACAACUCGGAGAGCGGCGCAGCAGCAAAGAGCUCCAGCCUCCUCAGCGGCUUCAAGGGCGCCUCCAGCUACAACCAUGAAACCGAGACCAUCUUUGCCCUUCCCAAAAUGCAGCUCGAGUUCAAAUCCAUCCACGUACAAGACCCUGAGGAACCUUCUCUCAGUGAUGCCAGCAGUAAACCCAAAGUGGAGUGCAGUGUGGUGACCGAGUUCACCGAUCACAUCUGUGUUACCAUGGAUGCAGAGCUCAUCAUGUUCCUGCAUGACCUGGUGUCGGCAUACUUGAAAGAAAAGGAGAAAGCUCUCUUCGCGCCGCGCAUCUUUGCAUCUCGACCCGGUCAGAGGAGCCCCACGGCGCAGCAGGACGAGGCCUCGUCAGAGAAGAAGGAAAAUGAAGAGGGAGUGAACUACACUACAGUGGACUGGAGAGAGUUCCUCUGUAACACAUGGCAUCUGGAGCCCACACUACGGUUGAUCUCGUGGACGGGCCGUAAGAUCGAUCCGGUGGGGGUGGACUACAUCUUGCAGAAGCUGGGAUUCCACCACGCCAGGACUACAAUUCCCAAGUGGCUGCAGAGAGGAGUGAUGGACCCGCUGGACAAAGUUCUGUCCGUUCUCAUUAAGAAACUUGGCAUGGCACUGCAGGAUGAGAAAGAGAAGAAAGGCCAUAGAGACAAAGAGGAGCAUUAACUCGAAACACACUAAUGUAUUGAUACAUUUCCGCUUAUCUGGAGCCAUCCAUGUGAAUUUCCUUAUUUUUUUUUUACCUUGUCUGAAACCACUGGAUUUAUUGCAAACUACUGUACAGCACAGCACACACAUAUUAGUCACCGCUAUAUUGUGUGAACAUUCAUGUUUGCCUUGGUUUAUAUGGCCAUAGCUCUUGGAAGACUGAAAGUUUUUUUUUUUUUUUUUUUUAAUUUUCAGAUCACCGAGACAUGAAUAGCUGCUGCUGAAUGCCAUUUGGACUUUUACCAUGAAUUAAAUGCACUUAUACAUCACUGACACUAACAAAUGAGCAGUGAUCUUAAGCUACAGUAUACAGGUGUGCUCUUGAAAUCAGUUUACAUGAGUUCAGAGGAGCGGUGUGCAUCUGGUGUUCUUUCUCUGAGCUGAUGAAUAUACUGUUGACUAUUGCCAAUCAGGCUUUUUAAAUAGUUUUAUUCAACAUUUUAAGAGCAAACGAUACAGGUAACCCCUGACCGGGUGGUAAAGUGUUCUUUAAGCCAGCAGAGGACUUGUGAACAUCCCGAAGCCUAAUUAUUCCUUUGAGAGUGACCAAAUUUUCUGAUGCCUGGUUCGCAACACAUUUCGAGGGACGAUAGAGUAGAAAUGCCUCAGAUAUUCCUGUGAAUACAUCAGAACUUCAGACUGUGCGGUGUAAUGUGAACUGGCCUAUAAAGCAAGGCUCGAACUCAAAUAGACAAACAAAAUGUAAAUAUCUUAAAUGCAGUUAUUACCUAUGUUAGGCCUGUGGUGAUAUUUUUUCCUUUUUUUCUUUUUCAUGUGCAAUAGACCAUUGUAUAUACAGAGUUCAAUAUGUUCAAUGUGCUGAUUUCUUAACCAAAUUAAAUCAUUACUACUAAAAUGAAAGU
This is a messenger RNA of Carassius auratus (goldfish), 3790 nucleotides long. RefSeq lists its product as uncharacterized. The transcript has 16 exons. NCBI's taxonomy places the organism in Eukaryota, Metazoa, Chordata, Actinopteri, Cypriniformes, Cyprinidae. Bases 111 to 2885 code for a protein of 924 amino acids. Gene Ontology annotation, biological process: synaptic vesicle endocytosis. The record is from RefSeq and is a predicted model, not a curated record.